AUGCACUUCUCUAUCGCUACCACCGUUGCUUUCGCGAGCGCUGUCCUCGCCCAAAAGUUGCCCACUCCAGGGUUCGAUGCUAUUAGCCGCCCGACCAAGGGGGAGAAGAUACCUGCUGGCUCCUCGUACAAGAUAGUAUGGGAGCCGAGCACAGUUCACACAGGUCCCAUCGCCAUUGACCUCCUUGGCGGCCCUACUCCCGGGCUCUUGAAUGUCGUCAAUAGCAUCGCAGCUGGUGUCGACCAGACCGCGGGAACCUUCUCGUGGGCUGUUGGCAAGGAGCUUGGAGCGUUGGCGACGUAUGGUAUUCAGAUCAGCCUAGAGAGCAAUACUUCCAUCUUCCAAUGGGGUAAUCCGUUCGAAAUCACUGGCGGUGUGAUCGGGACAACCUCCACGACUUCGGCUGGGUCGACUGCUUCUACUACUACUACGACAUCGAAAUCGACAUCGUUGUCGUCAGCCUCUACUACCGCCCUAGCUACGACUGACAGUACUACCGUUACAACGCCUCCUUCGUCGACUCUCCUCACCACCAGCUCGGCGCCCCCGAGCAACCUGUCCACUACCCGCACGACCGCCACCAACGUCUUGACCACGGGCGGCUCUACCAAGACGUCGUCGACCUCCGCCCCGACUAAUACAAGCGGUGCAACAUCGUUCUUUGUCAGCUCGCUUGCCUUGUUCGGCGGUCUGUCCUUGGCCAUCUUUUCAUUGUAA
Messenger RNA from Lasiosphaeria miniovina, 717 nucleotides. Its product is annotated as Ser-Thr-rich glycosyl-phosphatidyl-inositol-anchored membrane family-domain-containing protein. Bases 1 to 717 code for a protein of 238 amino acids. The transcript has 2 exons. The record is from RefSeq and is a predicted model, not a curated record. NCBI's taxonomy places the organism in Eukaryota, Fungi, Ascomycota, Sordariomycetes, Sordariales, Lasiosphaeriaceae.